Messenger RNA from Phaedon cochleariae (mustard beetle), 2094 nucleotides. NCBI's taxonomy places the organism in Eukaryota, Metazoa, Arthropoda, Insecta, Coleoptera, Chrysomelidae. The record is from the annotation of a GenBank genome assembly.
AGUUGAGGUGAUUCGGUCUCGCGAGCAUGUUGCACUCCAUGGACAUAUUGAGCGGAAAGUUUUCGUUAGGUGUCACUAGUGUCGGGGCGAUCAGUCCGAGUCAUUCGUCCGUGUUGGACUCGAAUGCCAACAGGAUGCAUCCCUACUUGAAGCAGGUGGCCAAUAGCAAUGGAGUGAAAACCGCGAUGGCGAUGAACAACAACACCACCAACACGAACAACAACACCAGCAACGCGAACAACAACAACCUGCCGCAGGCGCAGCAGCAGCAGCAACAGCUGAAGAUCGAGCAGCAGGAGCAGCCCGACGGCGACACGAUCAAGAUGUUCGUGGGGCAGGUGCCGCGCUCGAUGGACGAGAACGACCUCAGGCGCAUGUUCGAGGAGUACGGCCGCGUGCAUUCGAUCAACGUGCUGCGCGACAAGGCGACUGGGGCCAGUAAAGGAUGCUGUUUCGUCACCUUCUUCACCAGGAAAUCCGCCCUGCAGGCUCAGGACGCUUUACACAACGUGAAGACUUUGAAUGGGAUGCAUCAUCCCAUUCAAAUGAAGCCGGCCGACAGCGAAAACAGAAAUGAACGAAAAUUAUUUGUCGGCAUGCUGAGCAAGAAGCUUUGCGAAAACGACGUGCGCGCCCUCUUCAGCGCUUACGGAACCAUCGAAGAAUGCACGGUGUUGAGGGACGUGACGGGAAACUCCAGAGGGUGUGCCUUCGUUACCUUCGCAUCGAAACAGUCUGCCUUAAGUGCCAUCAAAGGCCUCCAUCAAUCCCAAACGAUGGAAGGUUGCUCCGCCCCACUAGUAGUCAAAUUCGCCGACACGCAAAAAGAAAAGGAGAUGAAGCGCCACCAGCAGAUGCAGGCGAACGUGUGGAACGCCUUAGCCGCCCCCACUCUCGCCUCUCCCCCCCAGCAGUUCUCGCCCGUGCUGCCCAACGAGGCGACGUCGCUGCAGCUGCUGCAAGCGAUGGGCGGCGCCGGGUUGCUGCAGCAGCAGUUCCUUGCCGCCGGCGGCACCGAGAAUCUGCUGGCGCCCAUCGGCGUGCAGAAUCUGGUGACCUUGGCGGCCAUGUCGCAGCCGGCGGCCGCAGCUGCAGCGCCUUUGUGCAUGGCCAACUUGCUGGGCAAGGGGUCGGGGGUGGAGAGGACGCUGACGGCUGGGUUGCAGCAGGGGUUGUCGGCGCCGGACCUCUCGACGUACGGGUCGUUGAUCACCAGCGCCACCAUCAAUGCGGCGGCGCUGGCGGCGGCUGGGAAGCAGAUCGAAGGACCAGACGGCUGUAACCUAUUCAUCUACCACCUACCGCAAGAAUUCACCGACACCGAUCUGGCGUCGACGUUCCUGCCCUUCGGUCCCGUGAUAUCCGCCAAGGUGUUCAUAGACAAACAAACGAACCUAUCGAAGUGCUUCGGCUUCGUGUCGUUCGAUAACGCGCAAUCAGCGCAACAGGCCAUCCAAGCGAUGAACGGCUUUCAGAUAGGCACCAAACGGCUCAAGGUGCAGCUGAAGCGAGCCAAGGACGCGUCCAAGCCCUAUUAGCCAAAGAGACGCGCGAGAGAGUCGGAGUGGGGGGCCGGCCACGCCUCCGAGCGCGCACUCGCUUCGACCAAAGCGCGCUCGCCGACAGGCCGGCCUAUCGCUCGUCGCGCCCCAGCACCGUGCCAGUGCAGUGCAAAUCUCAGGAUCUAGCUGCUAUUUUUAUGAACUGUGAGAUAUUUUUACUAGUUAACUGCGGUCUUGACCCACCGCGCUCUUGUAAAUUAAAUGAUGUAUAUGACGAAUGACGAGGAUGUUUCGACUAAAUGUUUUUGUUUUUCCUUUUUAUUUGGUAUUUAGUUUUAUUUGUCAUGUUGGUCGACAGGUUCGUUUUUUAUUUUCUGUGUUCGUGGCGUACGCGCGUAGACAUACACACACAUCCUCUGUUGUUUAGUUAAAAUACCUAGGCCAUAUGUAAAUGUUGAGUGAUUUAGUUAUGUUUUAUCUCUGGAGUCUACAGUUUAUUAUUAGUAUCCCUUUUAUUUAUAUACAUCUGGAGCAUGUAUUUGAAUUGUACCUUUAUUUUCUAUUGUUAUUAAUUAAAACCAAAGUACAGACC